CAACUCUCGUCUCUUCCAUUCGACAAUACUCAUUGUACCCAAAAAAUUUUGCUUUCUUUGAACGACCUCUGCUUUCUCUGAACAAGUUUCUGAAUCCAACUCUCUUGUCUCUUCCAUUCGACAACACUCGAAGGGAAAAAGAAUCCCCAAAACGCGCUUUUCUUGAUUUCUUGAAAGUUCUUCAACCUGGAGCUCUUGAUGAAACCUUGAAUUAUCUUCAACAGCGUGCGUCAAAGGAUAAAUCAUUCUCUUAUUAGAUUACAACAAUUUCAUAUCUAACUACUGUUUCCUCAAAUCCUGUGACUUGACACUGGAGUUGUCCUUUCUUGAACAAUGUCAUCAACUAUAGAGAACAUUGACAUUGAGGAGGAUAUGCCUAAUAUGGUUGGAGAGGCGAUCUCAAAUGUGCAUGUAAAUCCUAAGCAAUCUGACAUGUGGCAACACUUUGAGAAAACUGUUAACGAGGCAACCAACAAAACAGAACGAACGAAGAAUCCCCUUCUGCUUCAGGCACUUUCUCGCUACAUCUCUGCAGAGUUCCAUUCCAGCAAAGAAAGUCAGGUUAAGCGCACAAUUAAUAUUCUGUGGUUUUGUUACCUGUUUAAUUUGGCUCUAAUCUUACGACAUCGUUGCCAAGUAAUAAACACCUUAGAAGGGUUUAAUGUCUUCGUGGUCUGCAUCAUGUUAUCAACUGCCGGAGGAUAUUGUGUGUUGCUGAUCAGAAACCAGCCUGAGCUUGCAGUUCUCCGGAGAUGUUAUUUCAUGCUGUCGAGUGUUUCAAUGGCAUCAGCUUUAUCAAUACUGGGAUAUGCCUUGUUUCUGGAAAGUUUCAGGUCUUUAUGAUUACAAGCUUCAUUAUUUUGCUGGUCUGGUUCUUGGAUUCGGAGAAAAUCUGCAUAGUUGAAGAGAAAGUACAUCUCAGAUUUGUGGAGGUUGAACAGAUCUUGCAUUGGGAAAGACACAUUGGGCAAAUAGUAGUUCUUGGUGGUGCUUUCUCAGUAAAUGGAAAUGUGAACCCAAUAGCAGAGGCCACUUUCAUUAGAUAAUAUAUUGUUCUGCUUCUAUAUC
This is a messenger RNA of Pistacia vera, 1068 nucleotides long. RefSeq lists its product as uncharacterized. NCBI's taxonomy places the organism in Eukaryota, Viridiplantae, Streptophyta, Magnoliopsida, Sapindales, Anacardiaceae. The coding region runs from base 753 to 1046 and encodes 97 amino acids. The record is from RefSeq and is a predicted model, not a curated record. The transcript is spliced from 7 exons.